Aspergillus luchuensis is the source of this 951-nucleotide messenger RNA. It is a transcript of the gene cpcB, whose product is annotated as 40S ribosomal protein RACK1. NCBI's taxonomy places the organism in Eukaryota, Fungi, Ascomycota, Eurotiomycetes, Eurotiales, Aspergillaceae. Bases 1 to 951 code for a protein of 316 amino acids. The transcript has 4 exons. The record is from RefSeq and is a predicted model, not a curated record. Gene Ontology annotation, biological process: rescue of stalled cytosolic ribosome; positive regulation of protein phosphorylation. Gene Ontology annotation, cellular component: cytosol; nucleus. Gene Ontology annotation, molecular function: translation regulator activity; protein kinase C binding; ribosome binding.
AUGGCUGAGCAGCUCGUCCUUCGCGGUACCCUUGAGGGUCACAAUGGCUGGGUUACCUGCCUGGCUACCUCUCUGGAGAACCCCAACAUGCUGCUCUCUGGCAGUCGCGACAAGACCCUGAUCAUCUGGAACCUGACCCGCGACGAGCAGGCCUACGGUUACCCCAAGCGCAGCCUUGAGGGUCACUCUCACAUCGUCUCUGACUGUGUGAUCUCCUCCGACGGUGCCUACGCUCUGUCCUCCUCCUGGGACAAGUCCCUCCGCCUGUGGGAGCUCUCCACUGGUGAGACCACCCGGACUUUCGUCGGCCACACCAACGACGUUCUCUCCGUUUCUUUCUCCGCCGACAACCGCCAGAUUGUCUCCGCUUCCCGUGACCGCUCCAUCAAGCUCUGGAACACCCUUGGUGACUGCAAGUUCACCAUCACCGACAAGGGCCACACCGAGUGGGUUUCCUGCGUUCGCUUCAGCCCCAACCCCCAGAACCCCGUCAUCGUCUCCGCUGGUUGGGACAAGCUCGUCAAGGUUUGGGAGCUCGCUUCCUGCCGUCUCCAGACCGACCACAUCGGUCACACCGGCUACAUCAACGCCGUCACCAUCUCCCCCGAUGGAUCCCUCUGCGCCUCCGGUGGCAAGGACGGCACCACCAUGCUCUGGGAUCUCAACGAGUCCAAGCACCUCUACUCCCUCCACGCCGGUGACGAGAUCCACGCCCUCGUCUUCUCCCCCAACCGUUACUGGCUGUGCGCUGCCACUGCCAGCAGCAUCACCAUCUUCGACCUCGAGAAGAAGAGCAAGGUUGACGAGCUCAAGCCCGAGUACGUCGAGAAGGGCAAGAAGAGCCGCGACCCCGAGUGUGUCAGCUUGGCCUGGAGCGCUGACGGCCAGACUCUGUUCGCUGGUUACACCGACCACAAGAUCCGCGCUUGGGGUGUCAUGUCGAGGGCAUAG